Messenger RNA from Orbicella faveolata, 1118 nucleotides. RefSeq lists its product as uncharacterized. NCBI's taxonomy places the organism in Eukaryota, Metazoa, Cnidaria, Anthozoa, Scleractinia, Merulinidae. Gene Ontology annotation, molecular function: calcium ion binding. The record is from RefSeq and is a predicted model, not a curated record.
UCAACUUGCAUCACAAUUCCUCAUCCCAAGAAUGGAGUCGCCAUGAAGCUCGGUUUGUUCCUACAGUUGAGAUGCAAUCCUGGAUACUUCUUCAACCCAUCUCCCCCCGGAUUACCUGGUCUAUUCCAGAAUCCUUACUACAGAUGUAUGGGCAACAAGUGGGUGUCUCAAAAUGACCGAGUCUCUAUCUUAACAAAGCCUCCAGAUUGUAUGGCGUACGUCUCCUACGACGGCUCAUUCUGCCACGACGGGAGCAUUUUGUUGCAGACCAUUUGCUUGAACUGUCCUCCAGGAACCUACAGCGAAGGCACAACUAACAUAUGCAAAGAUUGUAACGCUGGCUUCUAUCAGGACGAAGAGGGGAAAACGGAAUGCCAGCCCUGUCCAAAGAACUCCUCCAGCGUCAUCACAGGAUCCAAAUCAAAGGCAGAUUGCAAACCUGUCUGUAGACCUGGUCACUACUCUACUAAUAAUGGCAUCGAGCCAUGCUUGGAAUGUCCAAUGGGAACAUAUCAGGAUAAUGACCAACAAACGUAUUGUCACGCAUGCCCAGCUGGUACCAAUACAGCGAGCACCGGAAGUACGUCACUGGAGGACUGCUUGUCCCCAGUUCGCAUCACGCAGAUUAUUCCAACUUCGGAGUAUACAACCUACGAGAAUGAAACCUUUUCGCUUGCUUGCUAUAUUGCGGGAGAUCCUACACCAACAGUCACGUGGACAAAAGUUGGAGGCUCACUUCCUUCCUCUGAGCGGCUCACUGUUAACAAUGUGUAUGACCUGGACUUAACGUUGACGGGUGUUGAAUUGACUAUUUCCGGUGCUGUUGUCGCUGACUCCGGUGAUUACGAGUGCAAGGCAACCAACAAACAUGGCUCGGUUACUAAGCAGGUCAAGAUCGAUGUCGAAGCUGGGACCACGCCUGGUGUGGUGUCUGGAUAGGUAUUCUGAAGUUCUGAACACUUCACUUUAAAGAGAUUACGUAAAGAUGGUAUCACAGAUUAGAAUAAUUAAAACAUUAAAUGUAUGUAAGACAUGGAAGCAUCAAUACUCAACUGUUGUCUUGUAACUGAAAGUGAGAUGUUGACAAAUGUUAAUUAAUAAAUAUGAUUUAAAAGUUA